Molecule: messenger RNA, 6382 nt
Organism: Megachile rotundata (alfalfa leafcutting bee)
Lineage: Eukaryota; Metazoa; Arthropoda; Insecta; Hymenoptera; Megachilidae
Gene: tara
Product: SERTA domain-containing protein 2 taranis
Cellular component (GO): nucleus
Molecular function (GO): transcription regulator activity
Source: RefSeq, a predicted model, not a curated record
AUCAACACGUAUAAAUCAUUUUGUAUAAAGGCUUUGAUUACAUUUCGAAAUCAUGCGUUUAAACAAUGGGUUUCCUUUCUAUGAGCAACAUGAAUGGCAUAAACAAUCCGAGGAUAUUCAAUAUCAAUUAUACAGUUAAUUUAUGUGGCGUGAAUAGAGCGCACCCUCGCCGUCGUCCGAAAUCCACCACCGUUCGAAUGUCAACAAUAUGCUGUUCGCUUUUCCAUGUACAAUGGCGUUUAAAAAUAAUUUAUCGAAUUUCGAAAUCCCAUCGGUCGCGUAGUAAAUCAUCGAAAACGCGGGACUAUUUUAAUUUGCCCGUAUCGAAACAAUUUGCCUAACGCUCUAAUGGAUUCGUACUGUCGAGUGGCAGAAAAAAAAUCAUUCGAUCAAGCAUCUAAAUCAUCCACACGCAGCAUCGAAAUUCAUAAAACUCGCGGCUCUAAAUACGCGAUAAACGCUUUACAUUGACUACGUACAAAAAUAAAGUCUCGAAACUUUCUUCGCGAACAUUAAAGAUACCCGCCACGUUCCCGUUAUUACACUUUAACAGAUCUCCAGCUCGACAUUUUUACAUUCCGACCGUUUUUCUUGCAUGAAAAUUAGAAAAUAUUGACACACGUCUACUGCCAAUCGUACAGCGCAAAUCCUUGUGCAUAACGUACGAGUUAUAUAAUGAUCAACGAGAACGUAAAAAUUUCUCGAUACACUUUUAUACAUCUUGUCGACGGUAAUAGAUAGCAAGUUUAUUCCGUGGAAUUUUGUUGCGAAAAUUGCAGAGAGGGUAAAUUUUUAGUGGAACGCCGUCGACGAGGGGUUUGAAGAUAGACACGAGAGCGAGGGAGGGGCCCCGAACGUCGAUGGUACGGUCCUGCGUGCCGUGCCGUCGUGCUAGAGUGCAGGUGGGCCGAGGUCCGACGGAAACGGCCGAGCGCGCGCUCGGGGGAAAACCGAGCGGCGGCACUCGACGAGUACUGUUGUCAGAGUAUUCAGUAAUGCUUUGCAUGGCCAGCCAGCCGUUAGUGGGCUUGUCGGUGAGAGUCGUGUCGUUCACUCGAAGUGAUCGUGUGGUGUUACCCGACGAGCCAGCCAGGCAGUAUCCCGUAACUCGAGUUGUACGAGCAAAACGGAACGACGAGUCGAUCCGGCACUGUGAGUGUAUUUCGUGAGACUGUGAAACGGAAAACGAACAGAGCGUUUUUACGGAGCGUACACCGACGGUGUGGAGCUUCGAUUUCACGUACUGUUUCUUCACUGAAAACAAAAAACCAUCGCGCUACACUGUGUAUGGUACACGAGCGAACCAAGAUGCUGUCGUCAGUGCCAGCGAAAUAAUAAUGUGGUGCGACGUUGGUCAGAGUUGUGCAAUGAUGGGUCUGCAGGCCACGGCAGGAAAACGUAAACUGGAGGGAGGUGUGGGCUGCAUGGAGUUCGACAUGGACAUGGGCGAGAGCCCAUCGAAGUUAGGUCGGGUGGAGGGUAGCUGGUGGGCGAUGGAGGACAGUUAUACGCCCCCGCUAAGUCAAACGCCGGCAUCUUAUUACGAUAUGGAAGUAAAUUCGCCCUGCCUGCAGACAAAUCCUUGUCAGCCGACAUCGGCGAGUUCUCAACAGCAGCAACAGCAGCAGCAGCAGCAACAACAACAACAGCAACAUCAGGCGUCGCAGCAACAGCAGCAGCAGCAGCAGCAGCAACAGCAGCAGCAACAGCAAUCGUCGACGCCGACGUCAGCGCCACCGGCGUCCACGGUGGCGCACUUGCAUCAUCAUCCGCAACAUUAUUACCAUCAUCAACGCGGACCGAGCAGUCCUGUCGGUAACAACGGUUACAGCCAACUGUCGAGGCCUCAACCGCAAUGGGGAGCACCUCAUCAUUACGAGCCGCCGACGAUACGGCGAGAAGAGAACGGAAAGAGUUAUCUGGAGCUUGGCUCGAGUUACCGGGCGAACGAGAGGUGCUGCGAAGGCUCAAGGUCGAGCUGGUGUCGACGAGGUAGAGCCUGUUACAGACAAAGGCGACUCGCAGUCCUGAACAUCUCGAUGUGCAAGCUGGCGAGGUAUCGCCAGUUUCCGGAUCCCAGCCUUCAUCGAUCGGUCCUGAUCUGCAAUACACUGAGGCACCUGGAACGCGAAAUGGAGAGAGACAGAAGUCCACCGCCCAUGGAGCCGGUUAUACCGGCCCCGAUUGCUCAGCUUCAACCUCCUGAGCAGGGUAGGUUAACUCCUUUCCCGAUGCCACCAACCUCCUCGAACGAGACCGACGCUGACUCCGGCAUCGGUGACAGCGACGACAGUCGCUCGAUCAACUGGGGGAGCGUGUUGUCUCUCUCGAGUCAAUCGCCUUUGGACCCGCUGAACAACAACGAGUUACUAGACGUAGAUAUCGGUCCGGACCUAGAUCUGGACUUCAUGCCUGGGUGGAAGUUGACGCCCCUGUCCGCGGACGACAUUCUGAGGAGUACGACGGCGCAGGAGCAACAACACCAGCAGCACCAACAGCAUCAUCAACAUCAACAGCAACAGCAACACCUAACCUCGGCCAGCGGUAGCUGCGCAAGCAGCAACGUGGGCGGUGUCUGCGUCAGCACUGGCAGCACCAGUAGUACGCACGAGCCGUUAAUGUGUGUUGGAUCAUAGCCCCCGAUUUUGACAUCGUUGAGUCAUCUCAUCGAUUUUUAUCCGCUAAUGCCGCAGAGCAAGUAAAAGCGCCAGCACCCCGAUUCGUAGGGUCGGGAUGCAGAGACGACGUGUAGUCGCCCUCUCUCGAGUGCGCAACGCCUGGUCGGCGAUUCUACGGGAGGUCUUCUUUUUCUUAUUUGUUACCGUUUGUGUCAAUUACGCACCGAUCGAUUACCUCGGUUACGUUCUACUUUCCACAAACGACACCACCAUGGCUCUGCUCCCUGAGGGAGAGGGAUACGCGUCGGGUACGCUGGGCUCGCAGGUGCAAUCGGUACACGGGAUUCACGGCACUUUGGAAUUCGUUUCGAACAAAAGCGAGGUGAUUAACAAUUUUCAUACCGUACGAGUACCCGAACUCGCGUUGUUCCAAAGAUAUCUUUUGAUAUAGCGUUUCGUAAUUUCAUCUAAUGUAAUUAUGCGAUUUUUAUCUAUUACAAACGUAUUAGAGUCUGUUUAUAACUGUUUACGUUUUUUUACAUAUUAUGUACAUACUUGUGUUAUACGUUUGAGAAACAUUCGAGGAUUUAUAUUUUAUUUAACGCACAACGCGAAGUCGGGUCCUCCGUCGUAUCAACCACCUCCAGAAGCAUAUUACAUCGAAACGAUCUGUUUUUGCAGCUGCACCUGCGAAUUCAGUGGCACACGUAUGAGUUCCCGAGUUCUCGACACGUCAGACAGAGAGACAGAGAGAGAGAGAGAAAGAGAGAUCGAGAGAAAGAAUGAGAGUGAAAGAGAGAAAGUGAAAAGUCUCAGAGCUUUCAACGUUCACGCCCCCGAGCCGGCGAUACGGUAGUAUGCAGGACGUAGCCUGUUCUUCAAGUUUUUUUCCGAACAUCAACGAAAACGGAACGAAACUAGUAUGCCGGACAGGAAAGAAAAUCUUCAUCCAUUCUGGGUUUCGUUCGAAUCAUCAUCUUACCAAAUACACGACAGUAUCGCUUGCCUAGCCGGCUGGCGUUGAGAACUCUUCGGCGAUGUCUCGACGUUGUUCGCGACAACCAAUCGAAAUGGGGGAGUGUCCAUCGAUCGAUGUUUCCUCUGUGGAUUAGAAAGACACUAACCAGGCGACGAUCAAUUAAUGCCAUACGCUUUUAACACAUUCAUGGUUCACACUUACCACACAUAAGACGUAACCGCCGUGGCCUAUAUUAUAUACACACAUAUGGACAUACACACACACACACGUACAUUGACACACAUACACGUUUCGUACAUAAAAAAAGUCGAUAUGGUGCUAGGACGAUUACACCCUGGUGCUUAAGUCUGUAUACACAAAGCCAUGUGCGUAAAUUCGCACGGAUCGCCCGGCAGUCUUCGUCGAGGAGUCUAGAUACGUCCUGACGUCGUGAACAGGACACGCGGUUGAUCGAACGUAUUUCCAUCGAGGUGUUCGUUACCGAAGAGUUAACACCAAGACUCGUUCCUGGAUACAAAAAUGAUUAUAGAAAAUGUUAGCGGAUGGAAAUACGCUCGAGGGAAUGCACUCUGUGUUCUGGCGCACGAUGCUAACAAAUGUACCUGCAUUUUAGAGAUCGGGAUAAUGCCGGUCCCUUCGGGUCGUCGCACGUUGGCCAUUCUGCGUCACUGAUCUCCCGUUAUAUCUACUAUAUGCUGUUGUACCGUGGAGUCCUCCGCAGGAUAUAGUCAAAUGCAAAGUACAAAUAACACGACACGAUACAACACUUCAUUUACAAGUAUGUGCUAUUACGAAAAGGCAGCCUGGACAUCACGAGACUUAUGGACAGCUUUUCUAACUGUCCGUUCUUAAUGACCAAUCUUUGGCCAAACGUUAGCCAUCUUAAGUACUUGAUCGUUUGAAAUAAUCUUUAGAUUCAUAGAUUUUCACGUACUGGAUCUUUCAAGAUAGUUUAAUUUCUUUCGAUCCUUUGUCUCACAGAAUAGAACUUAAAUUUUAAAUGUGGAAGGGUCCAGAGGUGCGCUGCCAUUUUGAGUUUAGCAUGGCUUGGAGCACCAAUACUUAAGAUGGUUCUUGUGCCUUAGAGCGUCAUACGGUCUUCUACCACCAUAGGUGGUGCACAUGGCACCUUGGUCACAAAAGUUCAAAGACGUUUCAGUGUCCAGGACCUUUUCAUAGCUUUUCGUACGCAAGAGAACUCUCUUGUGUUAUAAAGAUUCAAAGAGCCGUUUCACCUUUCCUUUAUUGCCAAAAACAAUCAGGUUUUCGUACGCACCAAACUCCGUCCCUUAUCACAUCUGUACCGAGCAGUUUUUCAUACUUUUCUCAUUCAUUUGCCUGCCUUAAACUUAGAAGUCUGGCAAAGGAAUCUGAAAUCACACUAAACUAAGGCCUACACUACAUCUAGACUAAAUCCUGUCGUAUUUACGAUACUGCAGUGUUGUAUAAAAUAGAAUGGCCGGCGUGCAGAGACCGAAGACGAUCGUUUACUCGGAGUCUGUAACGGAGAGAUAGUUCAAACUCGACGAGGACAUACUUCGCGAAGAGAAACGGCGAUCCGCGCGCGAUCUCGUCCUCAACGUCCACUAACCGAACCCAACAGAGCAGCUAUACUUAAAAUGGAGGUUAAGCGUUUUAAGCGAAACUAAUGAACGGUCAAGCGAUAUAGUAAUUUAUAAAAAUCGACUGAUUACUUAUGCGAGAAAACAAGAGACACCAUACUGGUUAUGUAACGAGAGUUGAUUUAAACCUGUAAUUCCAUGUUAAGCUGACAUGUAUACAAUGCACGCACACGUACAGACACACAUACACAGAUACAGAGAGACAUAUGUGAUACGAGACAAUUUUGUACAUGAGAAAUAACGAUAGCUACUUCGAUGUAUAUAGAUACACGUUAAGCCGAAUAAUUGUUGACGCGAACUUUCGACAAUUUUGAUAUCCGUUCUGAUGUUCCGUUUAUCGUUCAAAAUUCUAUAGAUUCACUCAUUCGGUUCUAUGAUUUUUCUACGAAACAACGAGCAAUAUAUCUCUGUUGAACCGAGUCACUUGAUGAGACUUCUCUUCAUUUUGCUACUAUUUGUCUAUGUUUGUGCUUUACAUAUUUACACCCUUCGUCACAACGAAGUACAGAGAAUUGGAAAAAUUCAAAUCAAAGUGCACAAGAGUCUUCUCGUCAGGUUUCUUGGGUAUGGAAUGUCAACAACACAGUCAUACACACACAAACACAUACACGUGCACGAACGAACGAAAUUGGACCUGUGCAUUUGACGCAAACCAUUUCGAAGCGUUUUUAGGUAAAGAAACGUUGUUUUCUUGCAUGGUACCGAAGAGCGUGAACGUGAAAACGUGGAACGCACGAGGCACACUUAACGCACGUUAGAUUGUUAAAAAUAAUUCGUCCAUCGCGUUGAGGCGCCUCGAGCCUGCCAUUUUGUAUUUCGCGAUCGCAGCGCUACCUCAUUCGGUUUGGUGUUCCAAGUUCGCAACACGAAAAGGCGACCUCGCAUGUGUUUCUUCCGAUGCACGCCAGUUGAACAAUCUCGAACACGGAAAAGCAACGAUCGUAUGCUGCAUCUGUUUAGGCCAGUGAUGGGCAACCACCCGCAAGAGCAAACAAAUGUGCAACGUGCACUCGCCGCGCAAAUAUUGUACUCUUAUAUUUCCAAAUGCGGGCUGCGGAUCGUUGGCAAUAUAGCAAGAGAUAUGCAGCCUUUGUAGAUUUUUAUACAAGGAAAUUUAUAGAUUUGUGAACUUGGAGAUUUAUACGUUUCUAAAUUUGACAAUU